AUUAUUAUGCAAUGGCUUAGAAGGCAGUGCUUUGCCACUUAAUUACAGAGCCAAUCUAUAUUAGGACCCUGAGUCUGGAUGCCUCUUGCUGUACCAACUACUAGCCUCUCAUCCACAGGAGCCUCCUCCCUGACACUUACACUUGUUUAAGGGCUUCUCUUCAUACCUUCCUUUCCUCUGAUUUCUGAUUUUUUUUUUCCUUUUCCUAUGCUACUUUUUUUUUUCUCUCCAGAAGUGAGGGGUCUGAGCCGUGCCUGCACAGAUUUCUAUGCAGCAGAGAGCACUUGCUGCGUGUUGCAUCGUCAGAGGAGAUCAACCAGGAUAUUUCUUCCGAUUAUACCUUCAUUUGCAAAGAAAGGAUGCACGGCAUAGGAAGAAGGUCCAAAUGUCUGUCUGAGACUGUUUUACCAAGUCUGGGAUAAAUGUGACUUUCCAAAGGUACUGUAGCUUGAUUUACCAUGGAAAAAUUGCUCUUCAGCAUCCUGGUGUUUGGAAUGGUUGCCAUGGUCAACGCUUGUCCCAAAUAUUGUGUCUGUCAGAACCUGUCUGAGUCACUGGGGACUUUGUGUCCCUCCAAGGGUCUCCUGUUUGUACCACUAGACAUAGAUCGAAGGACCGUUGAACUCCGACUUGGCGGCAACUUCAUUAUUAAUAUCAGCCGACAGGAUUUUGCCAAUAUGUCUGGACUUGUUGACCUUACUUUGUCCAGAAACACCAUCAGUUACAUACAGCCUUACUCUUUCACUGACUUGGAGAGCCUUCGUUCUUUACAUCUGGACAGCAACAGGCUGCCUGAUAUUGGAGAGGAUAUUUUGAGAGGCUUAAUUAACCUUCAGCAUUUGAUUUUAAAUAACAACCAGCUAAGCAGCAUCUCUGAUGAAGCCUUUGAGGAUUUUUUGCUGACACUGGAAGACUUAGAUCUUUCCUACAAUAAUCUCCGAAGCAUUCCCUGGGAAUCUAUAAGGAAGAUGAUAAACUUGCACCAGCUCAGUUUAGAUCAUAACCUGAUAGAUUAUAUUACAGAGGGGACGUUUGCAGACCUUCAGAAACUGGCCAGAUUGGAUCUGACAUCCAACAGACUUCAGAAGCUCCCCCCUGACCCUAUAUUUGCCAGAUCUCAAGUAAUCUCCUUAGCUGUUACCCCAUUUUCUCCACCUUUGUCUCUCAGCUUUGGGGGCAACCCCCUGCAUUGCAACUGUGAACUACUGUGGUUAAGACGACUUGACAGAGAUGAUGAUAUGGAAACUUGUGCUUCUCCUCCAGGUCUAAAGGGAAGGUACUUCUGGUAUGUAAGGGAGGAAGAAUUUGUUUGUGAGCCUCCACUUAUUACGCAACACACUCACAAGCUGCUGGUUUUAGAAGGGCAAACUGCCACACUGAAGUGCAAAGCCAUUGGGGAUCCCACCCCCAUCAUUCAUUGGGUGGCCCCCGAUGAUCGGCUCAUUGGGAACUCUUCAAGGACAGCUGUCUAUGACAAUGGUACCUUAGAUAUCCACAUCACCACUUCCAAGGAUUAUGGGACUUUCACGUGCAUAGCAGCCAAUGCUGCUGGAGAGUCCACUGCAACGAUUGAGCUCUCAAUUGUUCAGCUCCCCCACCUCAGCAAUGGCACAGGACGAGCAGCCCCACCGAAAUCCAGGCUUUCAGACAUCACCAGCUCCAGCAAGUCUAAUCGUGGGGAAACGAAAGGCCCACCAGAAAGGGCUGUUUUGGUGUCAGAUGUGACCACUACCUCAGCUUUGGUCAAGUGGACAGUGAGCAAGUCGGCCCCUCGGGUAAAAAUGUAUCAGCUGCAGUAUAAUUGCUCAGAUGAUGAAGUCCUGAUCUACAGGAUGAUUCCAGCUACAAACAAAGCCUUUGUUGUAAACAACCUCGUUUCUGGAACAGGCUAUGACCUCUGUGUCUUGGCAAUGUGGGAUGACACAGCUACAACCCUUACUGCCACCAAUAUUGUGGGAUGCGCCCAGUUCUUCACCAAAGAAGACUACCCUCAGUGCCAGUCGAUGCACAGUCAGUUCCUGGGUGGGACCAUGAUUCUGAUCAUUGGAGGCAUCAUUGUGGCAACUCUGUUGGUAUUCAUUGUAAUACUCAUGGUUCGCUAUAAGGUCUGCAACAAUUCCCAAGGGAAGAUGUCUAAUGUCAGCAAUGUCUACUCACAGACAAACGGAGCACAACCAGUUCAGAACGGAGUCUUGCCCCAGGUCAACCCCAAGGUGGUGGUGAGAAACGAACUUAUGGAGUUUAACUGUCAGUCAGCACGGAGCAGCAUCUCCUCUUCCUCCAGCUCUGCAAAUAGCCGUGACUGUGAUGGCUACAGCCUCCAAAGUGAACAGGGCACAUUGUCCAGUAAGUGGAGGCCUCCUUCCAGGUCAAAACACAACAUUGACCGGCUAAUGGGAGCUUUUGCCUCCCUGGAACUGAAGUGUCAGAAAAAGGAGGAGAUGACAGACUCCAGAACUUCCACGGUGGCCCGACACUCAGACAAAGAGCCACUGCUGGGCCAGACGGAGUCCAAAUUCCGCAGUCUCCUCACAUUGCCUCUGGAGGGCAAAACUAAACGUAGCCAUUCUUUUGAUAUGGGAGACUUCGCCACAUCGCAGUGUUGCACUUACCCCAAAAAGAUUACAAACAUUUGGACAAAGAGGAGCCUCUCAGUGAAUGGCAUGCUUUUGCAGUAUGAUGACAACGACCUAACAGGGGCAAAAGGGACUUUUGGGAGCUCAGAGUGGGUAAUGGAAAGCACAGUGUAAAUACCAGUGUCUCCCUACUCCUCAUCUCCCCUCAUGUGUUAUAAAGCAUGGUUUGCUGCAGGGCCAUGCUUUUGGAAAGAGAGGACAGGAAGUGUUUUCAGUUUUACUGGCCAAAAAGAUCAGCAAACAAAUAAUAAGCAGGGAUACUAAAAGAAGGGAAUGAAAUGUGAAUAGGCACGUGUGACACCCUGCUUGUUUGGCCCCAACUAAACUAUGAGUCAGUGUUUCAAGGAAUUUGCUAGCUGUAUUUAGCAGUGCUUUCCAAAAGUUACUCAGACCCUUGGAGAAGCAUCACACAAGAUCAACCAGCGAGGGUGAAAAGAGGUUUAACAGCACAAAUUUAAUUUUGCAGGGUUUAUUUUGUUUUGUUUAUUAAAUGGCACCUCUUUUGCCACAGAAAUGGCCUUCUGUGGAUGUAAGGCUGGUGCUAGCAUACAUGUCAUUGCAAGUGAUUUUCUCAGAAGUGCAGGCAGGACAUCCUUAGGGACAGAUCAAAGCGAGUUGUUCAGCGUAAUCUCAUGGUGUUAACUGUGACAUCUGGGAAAACAGUAUUUGUUGUGGAGUAGGCUUUCGGUUGGGAUUUAAUGAUUUCUGUUCUGUUUUGCCCUGUUACUGCCUUUGAAUUGUUCUUUUUUUGAUUCCCCACAGCAGAAAGUAUGUUUCCAUGCAUAUUUGAGUUUUGUUUUCAGUCUCACAAAAUGCCCUAAAUGAAGAGAAGAAUAUGUGCAAAGGUCAAAUUUCUGAUGUAUUAUAUAACUCACCUCCAAUGCCAACCCUUUAUGUCCUAGGGAAAGAUAAACCUAGGAGCUAAUAAAUUUUGAAAAAACACA
Molecule: messenger RNA, 3580 nt
Organism: Pogoniulus pusillus (Red-fronted tinkerbird)
Lineage: Eukaryota; Metazoa; Chordata; Aves; Piciformes; Lybiidae
Gene: LRFN2
Product: leucine rich repeat and fibronectin type III domain containing 2
Exons: 4
Coding region: 459-2750 (763 amino acids)
Cellular component (GO): postsynaptic density membrane; cell surface
Molecular function (GO): protein binding
Source: RefSeq, a predicted model, not a curated record